AUGACCCUGCUCGUCUUGGCGCUGCUUAUUCUCCCCAGCUACGCUCAGGAUGUCAUUAAUGCGUUUUCGAGUAGAUACGGAUAUUACGGGCCGGCUUGUGCGGUGGAGGUGGGCCAACUUUUCAUUCACGGCGUGUUGAGCCGGAAUCUCACUUCAAAAGAAGCCGGCGAGUUUCAGAAGUAUCAAGAAGGGGUGCAAAAUUUCCAAAAAUCAAGCGGGAAUGGCCAACUUGCCGACGCACCCGUAAUCCCAGAAUUCUGCGGUCGACUUGAUGAUGCCAUUGAAUUGGUCUUAAAAGACUGUAUAGUCCGGAAUUCCCACGUCUACAUUGGUGAUACAUUGUUGAGACCGUUAAGCAAUAAGGAAAAACAGAUGGUUGCCACCACGAUAAACCGAAGGAGCUCCCGCGUUUUCGUGGCCCGCCAGCAUUACCUACGUCGCCACAGGACCCGCCGCACUCGACGAUCAGCCCAAAUGCCCACUGAGAACAUUUCUGACAUCAUUCAUCGCUUCUUGAAGAUAAAUUCUUCAAUCACAGCCCGUUUCCUGCCAGUGGUCGGUGAUCCGGCUUUUGGGAACAGUCUGGGAGGCUGGGAUCCGAUGGUUCGAAAAGCAAUUGAAGUGCCGGAAGCUUCAGCUAAUAUUCCAUAUUCGGUGGCGCCGACCUCCCUGCCGAUAACUCCGGAGCACAACACAUUUGCACCACAUCCGAGUCGACCGGAAAAGGUUCAGACGGUCGUUCCAACACGUCCAACACCCUCAACCGAAGCUCCUCCAACUUCGGCAAGCUCCUUU
Molecule: messenger RNA, 795 nt
Organism: Mesorhabditis spiculigera
Lineage: Eukaryota; Metazoa; Nematoda; Chromadorea; Rhabditida; Rhabditidae
Source: the annotation of a GenBank genome assembly